AUGGAUUCGAGUUCGGGGCCUCAAGAAUUUGACUAUUUGUUCAAGUUGUUGAUGAUUGGGGACUCCGGGGUUGGCAAGAGUAGUCUUCUUCUCAGUUUCAUCGCUGAUGCUUUUGAUGAUCUUUCCCCCACUAUUGGUGUUGACUUUAAGGUCAAAUAUGUGACUAUGGGGGGUAAAAAGCUUAAGCUUGCAAUUUGGGACACUGAUGUGGCAGCCAUGGAGGAAGAUUGCCCAGCUGCUAAUUUUGUUCCUCUAACUGAUACAGUUUAUGAUGUAACCCGGCGAAAUACAUUUACAAAUCUUUCUGAUAUAUGGGCAAAGGAAAUAGACCUUUAUUCAACAAAUCAAGAUUGCAUCAAAAUGCUUGUUGGAAACAAAGUUGACAAGAGUUUUGCUGCAAGGUUACGGGCAAAAUCCUUUGUUACCGUGUUCCGUUUAUGGGAGUCAUUGUGUUUUACGAGGGGGACUUGGACAUGCAUAAUGGUGAUAUUUGUUUUUCAGGAGGGUGACAGAGUUGUGACAAAGAAAGAGGGAAUAGACUUCGCCAGGGAAUAUGGUUGCCUUUUUAUUGAAUGCAGUGCUAAAACUCGAGUUAACGUUCAGCAAUGCUUUGAAGAGCAUGUUUUGAAGAUUCUGGAUACACCUAGCCUCGUAGCCGAUGGCUCAAAGGGUGUAAGAAAAAACAUUUUUAAGGACAGGCCACCCCAAUCUGAUGCAUCCACAAGUAGUUGUUGCUGA
Messenger RNA from Sphenostylis stenocarpa, 738 nucleotides. NCBI's taxonomy places the organism in Eukaryota, Viridiplantae, Streptophyta, Magnoliopsida, Fabales, Fabaceae. The record is from the annotation of a GenBank genome assembly.